GAAUCGUGAUCAUCCAUCAGGCUGCGAGGAUCAGCAAAAACUUCGAUAAUAAAAUUUAUCAUAUUCACUUUUCAAAUUGCAAAAAUUAAAAAUUUAAAAACGCAAAAAUGAAAAAACCAUAACUAAUCCGGGCAUCUACGCUCUACGGGAAAACGUCUGAAGUCCAAUUCCAUUGGAAUCUGUGAGCGCAGAACUCUGUUCUGCGGCUUCUCCCAGCGGAUGUGACUUCCAUUUACCAGUUACUGGUUUUGUCACCGGAACCGGAAAUGAGGGAAGUAGUGUAGUCAACGUACACAACGCAGUGAACAGUUUUAUAGCACUUCAGAAAUUUGUCGUUUUUGCAGUUUUACUCUCUUUUUUAAACUUUUGAAUUCUGUACAAUUGUAUACUGUAUAUAAAACACUUUAGUACUGUUUUCGAUUUCGUGUUUUGUCGUUUUGUGAUUGAAAUUUUGAAUACGAAGUACUGUACUGUAUAUGAGUGUGUAACUGUGUGUUGAAGAAGCAGAAGCUCCAUUGAUACUGGUCUCAUUUUGUCGAAUGUGAUCACAGUCUGUAAAGUGUGAACCUGCCUACAUUUUUUGCCUACCGUGUACCACCGAUUUACAUCAACGUUCUUGCUGAUGUGCUGCCCCGCUGGUGCUGAACAUGUUGUUCGACGACGGCCGGGACUGCAGGAGGCUGAUUGAAUGGCAUCUGUAAGCCUACUUCUAUAGCUGAUAGCACCGUGGAUGAAGUCGGGAACUUCAGUGCUUGGUAGUCGGUAGAUGAGCACUGCGCGCCGUUAACACGUCCGUCUUGAAGCGCACGUUUGAAGUCCAAAGAAUAACAUCAUCAGAUUCAUUGGCAGACGUAAUUAGCCACGAUGCGCAUCCCCAACCCCUUGCACCUCAUCCAGCGCCUCCUGUGCGACUCGGGCCUAGUCCAAUGCGACGCCUACUUCUCCUUCAGCCUGACCAUCACCAUCCUGAUCUGCGCCCACUUCCUGGGCGUCUACGACAUCCUCCUCUUCGAGUCCUCCUUCCCCUCCGACUUCUCCUGGCCCCCGCACGUCUUCGACGACGCCUCCUUCGAGACGUACCAGCGUAACGCCGACGGUCGCAAAAUCGACUACCCCGAGUUCUCCUCCAGCCUGACCAGCUCCUUCGAAGAGUGGAAGCUCAACGCGGCCUUUUGGCGGCUGGAGAACGCCAACGACUACUCGGACUGGCCGGCCUUCGCGCCGGGGAUGAUGAGCAUGGUCGGGCAGAUCCCGGUGAUCAAGACGCACAUCAAGUACCUCCAGGCCAUCACCAACCCUGUGGAUCUCCCCCCGCCCGUCGCCUGCACCGCCACGGAGGACGCGGCCAAGAGUCUGGGCCUGCUAAUCGUCGUCAAGUCGGCGCUGGCGCAUUUUGAGCGGCGCGCCGCGAUUCGAAGGACCUACGCCGCCGCAGUGCACCGUCGCGAUGCGCAGCGGGAUUUCGAGGUGCUGUUUGUGCUGGGAGUGGCCGGGGGGAACGGGGUGUCGGGCAGUGGGGAGUUCUCGUGGGAUCUGCAGGAGCGGGUGGUGCGCGAGCAGGCGGAGUUCGGGGAUUUGGUGCAGAUGCGCUUUGUGGAUACGUAUUUUAAUAACACGGCCAAGACGGUGGCGGGGAUCCAUUAUGUGGUGGAUAAUUGUCCGGUGCUGGAUCCGCGACAUGGAUUCUUGUUCCUGACGGAUGAUGAUAUGCUGGUUAAUGUGGAGAAUUUGGAGAAGCUGAUUGAGACGGUGAAGGUUCAGCGGGAAGCGGAAGGAAUUAAAGAUGUUUAUUUGGGCUACAAAUUCCCGGGUUCCAAGCCGAAACGCUGGCGAUUAUCCAAAUGGUAUGUGUCCACGAACGAAUACCCUUUCUCCUGGUAUCCUCCCUACAUUACCGCCGCGGCCAUCCUCCUAUCCAAAGACACGGUAGAGAAAUUCUACUAUGCUUCACACUUUGUCCCGUUAUUCCGCUUCGACGACAUCUACCUGUCCAUCCUGGCGCACAUGAUGGCCGUGGAGAGUCAGCAUUACGGUGACGCAUUCCAUUUUGAUCAUCUGCCGUUCGAUGAGAAGACAUACAAAUUCUACCGGGACACCGUGGUGGCGGUGCACGGCUACCACGAUCCGGAUUUAUUAGAGAGGACGUAUGACAAGUUGAAGAAGCUGAUGGGACGCGCUUGAUGGAUUUUUUAUCAGUAUUAUGCGUCGUUUCAGUCUAGUCGCGGGAUUCCCGAUGUGAACAAUAUGUACAGUACUGCAGAGUGUUUUAAAUUAUUUUCACCUUGUUAAUGAAAAAACACCGUUGCAUUCGGUGAGUUUAUCUUGAUGAGUGCAGCAAGGCUGAAAUAAUGAUGAUUUUUUCGGUAAUUAUGUUAAUUUUUGAAACAUUAUUAAAUUGUUUUCAGACUGACGUAUGAAGAUUUGUAUCUGGUAAGGUUAUUUUGAAAUAAAAUAUGUUGGCGAAAAUUAAA
Messenger RNA from Paramacrobiotus metropolitanus, 2471 nucleotides. RefSeq names its product beta-1,3-galactosyltransferase brn-like. The transcript is spliced from 2 exons. Bases 865 to 2181 code for a protein of 438 amino acids. Lineage: Eukaryota; Metazoa; Tardigrada; Eutardigrada; Parachela; Macrobiotidae. The record is from RefSeq and is a predicted model, not a curated record. Gene Ontology annotation, molecular function: hexosyltransferase activity; UDP-glycosyltransferase activity. Gene Ontology annotation, cellular component: membrane.